Molecule: messenger RNA, 1497 nt
Organism: Saccostrea cuccullata (small rock oyster)
Lineage: Eukaryota; Metazoa; Mollusca; Bivalvia; Ostreida; Ostreidae
Product: L-threonine ammonia-lyase-like
Exons: 13
Coding region: 193-1482 (429 amino acids)
Biological process (GO): L-threonine catabolic process; L-serine catabolic process
Molecular function (GO): threonine deaminase activity; L-serine ammonia-lyase activity
Source: RefSeq, a predicted model, not a curated record
AUAAAUUACGCAGUUCUAUCAGUGAAGAAAAUGAUGCCAUGGGCUCAUGUAUAAUUUACCUGAGAGAUAAGAUAUAAGCAAUCUGCUUCGUGUGAAAACUUGAAUCUUUUUAAAAGGAGAAACAAAAUUUUUAAGGGCAGUUAAAGAAAACAGAGUAAAAACCGAGGAGUGUCUCAAAGUGUCAAAUAUCAUAUGAUGGAACAAGAAAGUUUAGACCCAAUGAUGGUUGAAGAAAUUUUAGACCCUUUUUGUGACCCAGACAACCCCAAAAAGGUUACCUUUAAGGAUGUUGAGGCAGCUUCAGAUGUUAUCAAGGACGACCUCCUUAGCCCUUGUGCUAAAUCUAGAAUGUCUGAAAUACUGAAUGUAAAGGAAGUUUACUUCAAGAAAGAAUUUCAACAGCGGACAGGGAGUUUCAAAGAAAGAGGAGCAAGAUAUUCUCUUAUGAUGCUUAAUGAAGAGCAGAAGAAGAAAGGCGUUAUAGCGGCCAGUGCCGGUAACCAUGCUCUGGCUCUGGCCUAUCAUGGCUAUUGUUUAAACAUCCCAGUGACCGUGAUCAUGCCCACUAUAGCACCAAUGAUGAAAGUACAAGCCUGCAAACGCUACAAAGCCACGGUAGAAAUUAAAGGGCAUGAUAUUUCAGAGUCGAAAAGGUUUGCACAGAAAGAAGGUAAAGAAAAAGGACUAGUUUACAUCAAUGGUUAUGACCACCCUCAUAUCAUAGCCGGGCAGGGAACAAUGGCGCUGGAGAUCGUGAAACAAGUCCCUGAUGUGGAGGCCGUCGUCAUACCCGUUGGCGGGGGAGGGCUGAUUGCGGGGGCGGCCGUGGCUCUAAAGCACCUCAAACCAAAUGUUAAAAUCAUUGGAGUCGAGGCGGAAAGAUGUCCUAGUUUCUCCAAAGCAAGAGAGAUGGGAAAACCAACAAAAGUUGAAGUUAUCUCCUCUAUCGCAGAUGGUUUGGCUGUACCAACAGUUGGAGUGAAUGCCUUUGCUACAGCCAAUGAAUUGAUUGACAAAAUGAUUACAGUGAAGGAAGAGAAUAUAGAUCUUGCUAUCCUGCGUCUGAUUGAAAUAGAGAAAGCUAUUGUGGAAGGCGCAGGCGCAGCAGGACUGGCCGCCAUUAUAGAAGGACUACUUCCGGAGUUGGCAGAAAAAAAGGUGGUAGUGGUACUGUGUGGUGGAAACAUUGACACUCCGGUCCUGGGUCGUGUGAUAGAACGUGGGCUCGCUUCUGAUGGACGUUUUGUUAGAUUUAAGGUGACCGUAACAGACCGACCUGGAGGAAUUACUUAUCUAAUUAAUCUACUGUCAGACCUAGGAGUCGGCAUCCAUGAUAUAUUUCAUGAAAGAGCAUGGCUGAAAUCAGAUGUAUUUUCAGUUCAGGUGAAAUGCGUCGUAGAGACGAAAGAUAAAGCUCACUCAGAGGAACUAAGAGAAGCCCUAGAAAAAGAAUACAAAAAUGUGGAGUGGCCUCAGAUGUAGUGUUUAAGGCGAAUG